AUGGCUGCCGUGGGCGAGGAGAGCAUCUCUAUCGAUGAGAUGAGGACCACUCCGCCGAGGCACCACCGUGGCGAUCCUCAACUCCCAACCUCCACCGCCGUGGAAAGCAAAUCCAAAGCCAGCAUCCCCCGGGGAUGGUUCGUCCCCGUCGAUCACUCUCCAACUCAUUUCCAGAAGAUUCUGGCAGAGGUGGUGGGGACAUAUAUACUGGUGUUCAUCGGAUGCGCUUCUGCCCUUACCGACAGAGUAGAGAAGGUGGGGAUUGUUGGGAUAGCGAUGGUGUGGGGGUUCGUUCUCAUGGCUGCGAUUUAUGCCGUUGGCCAUAUCUCCGGUGCCCAUUUCAACCCUGCCGUCACCCUCGCACUGGCUGCCAUCCGCCGCACCCGCUGGAAACAAGUGCCAAUGUACGUGGUGGCUCAGCUAGUGGGAGCAACGCUUGGGAGCCUGACCCUCAAAGUGUUGUUCCACAAACAAGGCAACAUUGACCCAAUAGCCACACAGUACGCCGUUACCACCUCUCAUCUCGAAGCUUUCCUGUGGGAGUUCAUCAUCACCUUCAUCCUCAUGUUCAGCAUUUGCGCCAAUGCCACCGACCACCGCGCGAGCCCAGGUCUUGCCGGCUUCGCUAUUGGCUCCACACUACUAGUCAACGUCCUGGUUGCUGGGCCGAUUACUGGGGCGUCGAUGAACCCGGCGCGAAGCAUAGGCCCAGCGGUGGCAUCGGGAGUGUAUACAAAUCUGUGGCUCUACAUUUUGGCGCCUCUUCUUGGAGCUUUGUUCGCGGCCAUGGUCUACAGUGGACUUCGAGUACCCAUCCCAAAUCACCACAAUACUACUGACCAACCACCCAAUUAA
Linum tenue is the source of this 855-nucleotide messenger RNA. NCBI's taxonomy places the organism in Eukaryota, Viridiplantae, Streptophyta, Magnoliopsida, Malpighiales, Linaceae. The record is from the annotation of a GenBank genome assembly.